Molecule: messenger RNA, 3276 nt
Organism: Galendromus occidentalis (western predatory mite)
Lineage: Eukaryota; Metazoa; Arthropoda; Arachnida; Mesostigmata; Phytoseiidae
Gene: kmr
Product: pleckstrin homology domain-containing family A member kramer
Exons: 2
Coding region: 1-3276 (1091 amino acids)
Source: RefSeq, a predicted model, not a curated record
AUGAAUCUCGAGUUUCGUAAGAGUCUCCGACGGAAGAAGACUUCGACCGUCCCGCCGCCGACGGUCGAGCGUGAUGUGAACGCCGAGAUCAGUCUCAAGGGCUGGCUCUCCCGACUCGAAGGAUCUCCUCUCAAGCAUUGGAAGAAACGCUGGUGUGUUCUGGCGCAGUACGCUCUGUUCGUCUACAAGGACGAAGACGAGCAGAAGCUGUUGACUUCCGUCCUUCUGCCAGGAUACAAUGUGCGCGUAUGCACGAGCCAUGACAGAGUGUCGCAUAAAAACGCGUUCGUGGCCGAACACAGCCAGAUGAAGUCGUUCUAUUUCGCUGCGGACUCGAACGCCGCCAUGUGCCAGUGGAGGAACUCGAUGGCGCAGGCGGCUACCGUGCAAAUACCCCCGCCCGAGCACAUCAGUCCGCCUCCGCAGGCCGUCUACGAAAGAGACUACGGUCGAUAUUUAGCCAUGACGUGCGUGACGCGCUCGCCGAUCUACGCGAACGCUCCGCCGAAACCCAAGAGACUCUCUCCGCCGAACAACAGACCGAGAUCGGCGGAUUUCCUAAAUGAGCAAGAUCCGCGUCGGCCAGAGCCACUGCGUCCCCAUACGAGCAUGAAAAUGUUCGAUCCCCAUUGGGGAGCGCCAGCUCAUCCGCGGAGGCCCAAGUCGUGUCUGGCCGAACCAAUGUUCUCCGAUUAUCGCUCUUCCCCGACCGCGUCGUCGGCGAGGAGCAAGCGCAUCGAUAGCGCCCCUCAAGACAUUUACGGGUCCUUGCAAGCCCAGCCCCAGAUCCUGCAUCCUGCGCCCAUCCGACUAUCCAACGGGAGGUUCAGUAGUCCUUCGACAUCGGCGUCGUCCACGCCCCCUCCGUCAUUCAACCGUCACGCCAACUUUCACAACAGCUCUGAGUGUUAUACCCCGCCACAGGCUAACUUCAGUAGUCUAGCGCACUCGUUGAACUCUCUCAGUCGACCUUCAGGGCAUCAACACAUCCCGCAACAGCUGCAACAUCCCCAGCAACCGCCAUCUCAUCAGUACCCCCAGACCCGGUUCCAACCGGCUCCGGACUUAUCGCGAAGCACAAAUAAUGUCAUCAUGUCUCCCCGUAGUUCUCUCAGAAUCGCAUCUCCCCACAGGAAACCCCCGACAGGGAGAACGAUUUCGUUUGCCAGUUCCAUAAGCGGCCUCGAUGAGAUUCAACCCUCGAAAUUAGAAAUGUUCCGCCAGCUACCUCAGCCGAGCUAUUCUACGAAGUCGCUGUACGAUUCCAGAGACUUGAGUCUUCACUCGUCGCGUGAUCUGCAAUCUCUCCAGAGCUUAACCGAUAGCCAGUACUCUACGGCUCCGCCGGAGUCGUCGCUGCCGUCUCUAGAAAGCAAUUCCGACGUGAUGAUGGUCGUACCGUCUCCAGUGCAACAUUUCACCAACGUUCCUCCGGCCCAGCUGCGGAUGCAAGCCGCCUAUUCCCCGAAGCCCGAAGUGAGAUCUUCGCCGCCGAAAUACAGCGAAGCUUGUUUGAGGUCGGAAUUGGCUCAGAGGAUAAACUCGAUCUCUGAAUCUGCGGCUUCGUCUAAUUCUCCGCUGAAGAAACAGGAGUCCUCCUCACAAGGCCAGCAUCGAUGUUCGACGCCGACGCGGCCCGAAAAUUCCAGCCGAAAGCUUUUGUUCGACAAGAUCACGUGCUCUCCGGUCAAGACUCCGUUAGCUGAGAAGAAUCGACCCGAAGAACCGUACGCUUACGGACGUGAAGACCUGUUGAAGGCCUCGCAAAUUUUCUACAGUCAAAACGGUCAUAGUCAACCUGUUGGCACCGAGUCGAGGCAUCUGAAUUCGCUCGAUAUUUCGUUCCAGUCCAGCAGUCACAACUCGGUUUUCGAGCACGACAGAGAAGCCGCCCCCGCGCCGAUGCUGCCGAUCAUGUCACAGAUGGAUCGCACCAACUAUGCUAUUCUCAAGCAGGAGAUCGAAGGCUCCAAAGUUCUCGACACGAACAAUAACACGAAUUCACGUAACGGCUUUCGCUCAGCCAGCGAGAGCGUUUCGUCGAACAACUCCCAGAAUUCGAUUAUCAAAAACCUUAGCCGUCCUUUGUCUCCUGAAAGUUCUCCCGUGAAAGAACUCUCCGACGCAGACAUCGAAAAAGCUCCUCGACAAGGAACGGUUUCCGCGAAACUCGCUUUCUUCGAAGCGAAAACAAGCCCGGAACCCGCGCGUCCCAGAUCGACUGUUUUGAACAGUAGUGCCAACAUGAGCAAAGUUCCCGAUCUCAUCGACGAGCUCAGAGAGACUUCUGCCAAGAAUCGCGUCCAUGUCAAUAAUUACGUGACGACAGCCAGCUCCGAGGAUAUUCUGAAAACUAUCACUGCCAACAAACACCAGCGAAGUUUAUCGCUGCUCGAAGGACCGACUCCCGACGUUGUCCCCACGCAAUCUCCUCCUUACUAUUAUUCGGAUCUGAGUUUAUCGGCGCGGAGCAAUUCCAGAGACAGUCUGCGUGAGGUCGCAAAAUCCUCAGCGAGUCGGAAGCAAGAGGCCAACAGCCAGGAGCCCGAUCCGAAAAGUCCGAAGAGUCAAUCUUGCGAGAAUCUCCUCAAGAAACAGUCUUUGAAACUACCCGAGAUCACUCAGUCCGCGUCUUGUCUGCUCGAUUGCGAACCAUUCUACGAGAAUAUCGGUUUUGGCUGCAAGUCGAGCGCGGUCAAAGGUCCAGAGCCGCAGAGUUCUCCGGCGAAAAUUUCUUUUUUAGCGGCUAGCUCGACACAGGCGCAGAAGACAGCCUCUGUCGAUGAGCUGAACACCGGAUCCGAGUCUUCGCAAGAAUCACUGCCAUCGAAGUCUGCCGUCAUCAGGCAAUUCUGUGGUCUGUUUGAAAACUCGUCCCCUGUGAACAACAGCGAUGAAAACGUCAACAACAACAAUCUCUACAAUAAUAAUUAUCACCACCGAUACGAUGGCCGCUCGCUAGGCCCUCCAGAUCUCGUUCAGUCGACGCUGAACUCCUCCGCCGACGCGGGAGAGCACGGCAACGAAAUUUUCGCUCAAAUCAUCAACUCGAUCAAGCGUCCGUCGAAAAUCGAAAUACCCGAGAGAUACGUUUCGGAAUCGGACUCUGAGGCGGAUUUCACGGCGGUCGAGAGACUCGCUCGUUACCAUAAGGCCGACACGAUUCGCCGACGGAUCGCCGGCCAAUCGAGGGAUCAGGCUCAUAGACUCACAGUGAAUCAAGUGAUUGCGAAACAGGCAAAACACGUCAGUAAGAUCGUAGCCGCCCAGCAAUGA